AUGGAAAUGGUACUUAAAAGACCUUCUAUAAGGACUCCCAAGUGUUGUUCUUCUCUGGAUGAGUAUGGAACUUUUUAUCCUUGUGGUGAUGAUGGAUCAUAUGACAUGAAGGGUGACGGAGAAGGUGAAGGGUACAAUAUAAAUGUUCCAUGGGAGAAUGGAAAAUGUGGUGAUGCAUAUUAUAUUGCAGCAUGGGACUAUAUAUUGAUCCCUGUUGCAAGAGAAUUUAAACCUGAUAUAAUUCUAGUUUCAGCCGGAUUUGAUGCAGCUAUUGGUGAUCCUCUUGGAGGCUGUCGUAUCACACCACAUGGUUUUGCUAUAUUGUUGAAGAAGUUGAUGGAGUUUAGCAAUGGAAAGAUAGUUAUGGCAUUGGAGGGAGAAUACAAUCUCAACUCAAUAGCAAAUUUAGUACUUUCUUGUUUACAAGUUCUAUUACAAGACAAACAUAUUUUUGUACCCUCUGAGAUUUAUCCAUUUGAAUCCACUUGGAGAGUAAUCAAAGAGGUUCGUGAGGAAUUGAGUGCAUAUUGGCUGAUACUUGCAGAGAAGUUACCUGAGAAGUUAACCAGUAAAGUAACACCUCUAGUUAAGUGGCCGAUCCAGUAUACUAGAAGUGAGGUGUGUGGACCCCACUCAGAAAUGGGUCCCACCAACAAUAUUAUAGAAAAAAAAAGAAUGCCAGCUCGGAUUCUCAGAGCUAUGGAAGAUUUUGAUGAUUGGACUAAUUGGCUUAUGUAUAAAGGUGGAGUUGGAGUGAAAGGAGACAAUAGUUGGGAAUCCUGGUGGGAUGAAGAACAGACACAUAUCUAG
This is a messenger RNA of Lactuca virosa, 810 nucleotides long. The record is from the annotation of a GenBank genome assembly. Lineage: Eukaryota; Viridiplantae; Streptophyta; Magnoliopsida; Asterales; Asteraceae.